AUGGUUGCCACUAUUCGUCAGUACAAGGCUGCUUGUGUUCAAGCCGAGCCAGGCUGGUUCGACUUGGAAAAGUCUGUCCAAAAGACGAUCAAUCUCAUCACCGAAGCUGGCGAGAAGGGAUGCAAGUUGAUUGCAUUCCCAGAGCUUUCUGACUGUGACGAUAGAUACACCUACUGGGGAUGGCGUGUCAACUACCAAGACUCGUUGCCUCUGCUCAAAGAGUACCACAAGAACAGUCUGCGUCCCGACUCUGAUGAGAUGCGCCGCAUUCGCUCCGCUGCCCGCAAGGCUCAGAUCUAUGUGUCUCUAGGCUACUCUGAGAUUGAGGGCAAUAGCAUGUACAUUGCCCAGAUUAUCAUUGACCCUAAUGGCGAUGUUAUCAACCACCGCCGAAAGAUCAAGCCCACUCACGUGGAGAAGCUUGUGUUUGGUGAGGGAACUGGCGACUCUUUGGUCAGUGUGGUCGAAACCGAGAUUGGUAACCUUGGCCAUCUCAACUGCUGGGAGAACAUGAACCCCUUCCUCAAGGCGAACGCUUGCGCUCAAUACGAGCAGGUCCACGUUGCCGCUUGGCCCGUCUACCCUCCCGCAUCAACUCUGCAGUACCCCGACCCUUACACCAACAUAUCCGAAGUGCAGUCUGAGCUCGUUACUCCCGCGUACGCGUAUGAGACGGGCACUUGGACGCUCGCUCCCAGCCAAGUCGUCACUCGAGAGGGUGCCCGAGCCAACCUACCCCCGAGACUACGGAACGAUGAAGCCGCUGUUGAUGCGGAAGCUGCCGUGAUCGGGAACGGCUUUGCACGCAUCUACCGCCCAGAUGGUUUCCGCGCCGUUCAGGACCCGCCCAAGGACUUUGAGGGCAUCUUCAUUGUCGAUAUCGACCUCGAUGAGAACCUUUUGACCAAGCGUCUGGCUGACUUUGGUGGGCACUACAUGCGACCCGAUCUGAUCCGCCUUUUGGUCGACAAGACGCCCAAGACGUUCCUCGUGGAUGCCGACAAUGUUGACCCCAAGAACUUCCCAAGCUCGUUGCAGCGCCUUGGAUUAGACAAGCCUCUCCCUGCACCUGAGGAGUAG
Trichoderma reesei QM6a is the source of this 1080-nucleotide messenger RNA. RefSeq names its product Carbon/nitrogen hydrolase-like protein. Lineage: Eukaryota; Fungi; Ascomycota; Sordariomycetes; Hypocreales; Hypocreaceae. Gene Ontology annotation, biological process: cyanide catabolic process. Gene Ontology annotation, molecular function: cyanide hydratase activity. The transcript has 4 exons. The record is from RefSeq and is a predicted model, not a curated record. Bases 1 to 1080 code for a protein of 359 amino acids.